GUGCCGCCCUUCCCGGGGCUCCAUCCCCGCUGCUGGGGAUGCUCAGAGGCGCGAUGAGUUUGCUCAGCCUCAGCUCGCCCUCCUUUGGCUGCCGGGGCCAAAAGAGGAAGAGAGGAGGGCUCCCAGCCGUCCCCGUUGCCCUCCCCAUCCCCAUCCGCCUCCCUCCUUCCCUUCCUUACAGAAAUAUUAUUAAAACGAAACCGAACCCGAGGCGCAGCCCCGCUCCGCGCAGCCGUGGGCUUUGGGACCCUGGAGCCGGGCUGCGGCAGAGGGCGGCAGCUCCGCUUCCUGCCCAGCCCAGCUCACUGCAGCGUGACCGCUCCGCUCCUCUCCAUCCCCGGCACCCCGGGCACCCCGGGCCCGGCGGCAGCGCCAUGGGCAACGCGGCCGGGGGCAUGGAGGGGGCUGCGGCCCGAGAGAACCGAGACCCCCGAGCUCCGGGCCCCGCCGCUGUCGCCGCCUCCACCGCCGCCACCCCGCCGCGGCCGCCGCCGCCCGCCCGGCAGCCCAUGCCCGCCGCGGACGAGCUGGAGGAGCGCUUCAGCCGCGUCCUGAGCUCCAUGAACCUGCCUCCAGACAAGAUGAAGCUGCUCAGCCAGUAUGACAAUGAGAAGAAGUGGGAGCUCAUCUGCGACCAGGAGCGUUUCCAGGUGAAAAACCCGCCGUCUGCCUACAUCCAGAAGCUGAAGAGCUACUUGGACACAGGCGGUGUGAGCAGGAAGUUCAAGCGGCGAGUGCAGGAGUCAACACAGGUGCUCCGGGAGCUGGAGAUUUCCUUGAGGACCAACUACAUCGGCUGGGUCCAGGAGUUUCUCAACGAGGAGAACAAGGGGCUGGAUGUGCUGCUGGAGUACCUUGCCUUUGCCCAGUGCUCUGUUGCGUAUGACAUGGAGAGCACUGAGAAUGGCAGCCCGGGCUCUGAAAAGGGUAAACCCCUGGAGCGGUCGGUUGAGGACCUGAGCAAAAGCAACUCCUCAUCUCCCACACACGGCAUCUCCAAAGUGCGGCACCUCACUGUCAGGCUCAACCCCUCACACAGCAGGAAGGCACUGAGGAAUUCCCGCAUUGUCAACCAGAAGGAUGAUGUCCAUGUCUGCAUCAUGUGUCUCCGUGCCAUCAUGAACUACCAGUCUGGCUUCAGCCUGGUGAUGAACCACCCAGCCUGUGUCAAUGAGAUCACCCUGAGCCUCAACAACAGGAAUGCCAGGACGAAGGCACUCGUGCUGGAGCUGCUGGCCGCUGUCUGCCUGGUCCGAGGUGGCCACGACAUCAUCCUUGCUGCCUUCGACAACUUCAAGGAGGUCUGUGGUGAGAAGAACCGCUUUGAGAAACUGAUGGAGUAUUUCCGAAAUGAGGACAGCAACAUCGACUUCAUGGUCGCCUGCAUGCAGUUCAUCAACAUCGUGGUGCACUCGGUGGAGGACAUGAACUUCCGGGUCCACCUGCAGUACGAAUUUACAAAGCUGGGCCUGGAUGAGUAUUUGGAUAGCCUGCGUCUCACCGAGAGCGACAAGCUGCAGGUACAGAUCCAAGCCUACCUGGACAACGUCUUCGAUGUGGGGGCCAUGCUGGAGGACUCAGAGACCAAAACGGCCGUGCUGGAGCACAUGGAGGAGCUGGAGGAGCACAUCAGCCAGCUGACAGAGAAGCUGCAGGAUGCGGAGAACGACUCCAUGGCCAAGAUAGCGGAGCUGGAGAAGCAGCUGAGCCAGGCGCGGCGGGAGCUGGAGGCGCUGCGGGAGCAGCUCAGCCCGCCGCAGCCGCCCAGCCCACCGGCCCCACAGCCGCAGGAGUGCUACCGGCUGGCACUGGAGCGGCGGCUGGCAGAGCUGGAGGAGAAGGGGUUAGUGCAGAUCCUGCGUGGGCCCGAUGGAGACGUCGCCAUCGAAAUUGUCCCUGUCGUCAUAGAAACUACAGCAGCCCCCGUGGUUACCGGAGAGGCCACUGCCACCAGCACAGGUACCGCGGGUGCAGGGAAAUGGAGGCCGCCUGCCGUGUCCCCAGUGUCCCCUUCGUGUUUGGGACAGGUGGCACAGAGGAGGGGUGGUGGUGUGUUUGGGGCACAGCAAAGGCGUGGGGAUGUGCCCAGGGGUCACCCGAUGGCAGUGGGAUCUUGGCAGUGGCCCCGUGUCCUGCUGCGGUGUUCUCCAGCUCCUGCCCCAGCACCCGCUGCUCCACCCCCACCCCCACCUCCACCCCCACCACUGCCUGGGGCUGAGCCUGGACCCCCCAUACCCCCGCCCCCACUGCCACAGACAUCACCACCCCCCAGCCCUCCACUGCCAGGUGCCCAGGUCCCCCCACCACCCCCGCCGCUCCCUGGGGGCCCAGAGGGCUCUGUGCCACCCCCACCCCCACCCCCACCGCUCGGUGGGCCGCCGCACGCUGGGCCAGGCGCUCCCCCCACUGCCAACGGUUCAGUGAAGGUGAAGAAGCCGAUCCAGACCAAGUUCCGCAUGCCUGUCUUCAACUGGGUUGCACUGAAGCCCAGCCAGAUCGACGGCACCGUCUUCACCGAGCUCAACGAUGAGAAAGUGCUGCAGGAGCUGGACAUGAGUGACUUUGAGGAACAGUUCAAGACCAAAGCUCAGGGCCCCGGCCUCGACAUCAGCGCCCUAAAGGUGAAAGCCACACAGAAAGCCCCCAGCAAGGUCACGCUCAUGGAGUCCAACAGGGCCAAGAACCUGGCCAUCACGCUCCGCAAGGGCGGCCGCAGCAUCCAGGACAUCUGCACGGCCAUUGAGACGUACGACCAGCAGGCGCUGAGCCUCGACUUCCUGGAGCUGCUGCUGCGCUUCCUGCCCACGGAGUACGAGCGGACCCUCAUCGGGAAGUUCGAGCGGGAGCAGCAGCCCCUGGAGGAGCUCUCGGAGGAGGAUCAGUUCAUGAUCCGCUUCAGCAAGAUCCCGCGCCUGGCCGAGCGCAUGAACGUCAUGAUCUUCCUGGGCAACUUCAGCGACACGGCCCAGCUGCUCAUGCCGCAACUCAAUGCCAUCAUCGCAGCCUCUAUGUCCCUCAAGUCCUCCAGCAAACUGCGCAACAUCCUCGAGAUCGUCCUGGCCUUUGGGAACUACAUGAACAGCAGCAAACGUGGGGCUGCCUACGGCUUCCGCCUGCAGAGCCUUGAUGCGCUGCUGGAGAUGAAAUCAACAGACCGUAAGCAGACGCUGCUGCAUUACCUGGUGCGGGUGAUCACGGACAAGUACCCUGAGCUGACCGGCUUCCACACCGAGCUGCAUUUCCUUGACAAGGCGGGCUCAGUGUCCCUGGACGGCGUGUUGCAGGAUGUGCGGAGCCUGCAGCAGGGCAUGGAGCUCACCUGCAAGGAGUUCAUGCGGCAGGACGACAGCCUCGUGCUCAAGGAGUUCCUCAAGGCCAACACGGAGCUGAUGGAGAAGCUGCAGGCUGACAGCAAAACUGCCAAGGAGGCCUAUGAGUCGGCCGUGGAAUACUUCGGGGAGAACCCCAAGACCUGUCCCCCCACUACAUUCUUCCCCAUGUUCAUGCGCUUCAUCAGAGCCUACAAGAAAGCAGAGCAGGACAUCGAGCUGUGGAAGAAACAAGAGGCUGCGGCCAAGGAAGCGGAGUCCGGACCCCCCGGCAGUGAGGAGCAGCCGGACAUGAAGUCACCGUUCCAGAAAGCCAAGCGGCAGCAGAUGGACAUGAUCGCUGAGCUGAAGAAGAAGCAGAUGGUGAAGGAGCCGCUCAUUUAUGAAGGCAAAGACGGAGCCAUCGAGGACAUUAUUUCAGCUCUGAAAACUGUUCCUUUCACGGCCCGGACGGGCAAACGCUCGUCCCGGCUCUUCUGCGACGUGAGCUUCAGCGAGGAGAGCCCGCUGUAGCGGCUGCUAUCUGCGGAACAACCCGUACCGACGCGCUGAUAAGGGCCGCGGCAGCGCCAAGAAGCGGGCGGCGGGGCAGAGCCUGCAGGCAACGGCGGACAUGGCGCUGUGAGCCGCGCCG
Coturnix japonica (Japanese quail) is the source of this 3963-nucleotide messenger RNA. Lineage: Eukaryota; Metazoa; Chordata; Aves; Galliformes; Phasianidae. The record is from RefSeq and is a predicted model, not a curated record.